CCACAGACAGCUCGUAUGGUCUACACCUUCUACAUAUCUGUGACCGCAUUCCCCUCACUCCCAGACAUUCACAUCCACUCCCAUGCUCACCGCCCCGCCCAUUCGAGCUUCACUUCUACAUUUAAGAUCCACUUCGAACCACUUCACUUCUGGCGGCGUUUCUCUCACCCUGUCAUCGUCUCUACGCACAAUGUCGGUAAAGCCUUCACUUGAGAGCGCAGAGGACUUUCUGUCCUUUGUCAAUGCUUCCCCCACUCCCUUCCAUGCCGUCAAGUCCGCCAAAGAACGAUUAGAGAAUGCCGGCUUCAAAUACAUCAAAGAACGUGACUCGUGGGCAUCUUCCCUCCAGCCCGGAGGAAAAUACUACCUCACACGAAACGGUUCCUCCAUAGUCGCGUUCGCCAUCGGCAAGAAAUGGAAGGCCGGAAACCCGAUCAGCAUGAUCGGCGCCCACACAGACUCGCCAUGCCUCCGCAUCAAGCCCGUAUCCAAGCGCCAGGGUGACGGAUUCUUGCAAGUUGCCGUCGAGACAUAUGGAGGUGGAAUCUGGCACACUUGGUUCGACCGAGAUCUCAGUGUCGCUGGUCGCGUCAUGGUCAAGGCUAAGAAUGACAACAUCGAGCAGCGCCUGGUCAAGGUGGAGAGACCUAUCUUGCGCAUACCAACAUUGGCCAUUCAUCUUGAUCGUCAAGAGAAUUUCUCGUUCAACAAGGAGACCCAGCUGUUCCCGAUUGCAGGCUUGGCCGCCGCCGAGCUCAACAGGCAAGGAAAGACGGAGGAAACCAAGGAAGAGGAGGUGAAGAAUGGCGCUUUCGAGCCCCUAGCUACGCCUACUCAGAGGCACCACCCUUAUCUUGUCGAGAUUGUAGCUCAGGAAGCAGGUGUCGAGCCUGCCGACAUCGUCGAUUUCGAACUGGUCCUCUACGAUACGCAAAAGUCGGUCAUUGGUGGAUUGAAUAACGAGCUCAUCUUCUCUCCGCGCCUGGAUAACCUGAUGAUGACGUACUGCAGUGUGGAGGGUUUGAUCAAGAGUCUCUCCUCGGCAUCGGCGCUCGAGAACGACUCUACCAUCCGUCUGGUUGCUUGCUUCGAUCACGAAGAGAUUGGCAGCAGAACGGCCCAGGGAGCCGAUUCCAACCUAUUGCCCGCUGUGCUCCGUCGACUCUCCGUCCUGCCGGCUUCCGAGUCGAAUUCUGACAAGUCGUAUGACAAGCUCGACGACCUAGCUACCGCAUACGAGCAGACGCUUUCGACAUCCUUCCUAGUCUCCGCCGACAUGGCACACUCGGUGCACCCCAACUACCCAGCCAAAUACGAGUCCCAACACAGGCCCGAAAUGAACAAGGGAACCGUCAUCAAGAUCAACGCCAACGCCCGCUACGCCACCAACUCCCCCGGUAUAAUCCUCCUUCAAGAGGCAGCCCGCCGCGCGAAGAAAGCCUCAUCAAGCACCUCAUCAUCCAAAGAGGGCGUCCCCCUCCAGCUCUUCGUAGUCCGCAACGAUUCGUCCUGUGGUAGCACCAUCGGACCAAUGCUCUCAGCGGCCCUGGGCGCACGCACCCUCGAUCUCGGAAACCCCCAGCUCAGCAUGCACAGCAUCCGCGAGACGGGCGGCGCCCACGACGUCGAGCACGCCGUCAACCUCUUCGAGAGCUUCUACGAGAAUUUCGAGGAGCUGGAGAAGAAGAUCGUCGUCGAUUGACUCGAACCGGCGAAAUUGUAAUGUGCAUAUUUAUUAGGUACCUACACAAUUAUACUCCCGAUCGACCCUGGUAAAAAUCUACUUGUAUAUUUUCAUACAAUAGCUAGCUAGCUUAGUCGAGAAAUGAGAACCACGAUACUGA
Aaosphaeria arxii CBS 175.79 is the source of this 1844-nucleotide messenger RNA. Its product is annotated as peptidase M18, aminopeptidase I. The record is from RefSeq and is a predicted model, not a curated record. Gene Ontology annotation, biological process: proteolysis. Gene Ontology annotation, molecular function: zinc ion binding; metalloaminopeptidase activity. Bases 191 to 1702 code for a protein of 503 amino acids. Lineage: Eukaryota; Fungi; Ascomycota; Dothideomycetes; Pleosporales. Gene Ontology annotation, cellular component: fungal-type vacuole. The transcript has 3 exons.